Molecule: messenger RNA, 1043 nt
Organism: Cryptococcus deneoformans JEC21
Lineage: Eukaryota; Fungi; Basidiomycota; Tremellomycetes; Tremellales; Cryptococcaceae
Product: thymidylate kinase, putative
Exons: 5
Coding region: 126-779 (217 amino acids)
Biological process (GO): dTDP biosynthetic process; dTTP biosynthetic process; dUDP biosynthetic process
Cellular component (GO): cytoplasm; nucleus; cytosol
Molecular function (GO): dTMP kinase activity; ATP binding
Source: RefSeq, a predicted model, not a curated record
ACUCCAUCUCAGAACAUAGUGAUUAAGAGUCGGAUCGCAACAUUGCACUAUACUGCUUCCCACUAUAACAUACAGCCUAGAUAUUAACAGUUUCCAACUUGACCUUUAUCUCUUCAGACGCCAUCAUGUCGACUUCCACCCGAGGCGCCUUUAUUGUCUUCGAAGGACUAGACCGUUGUGGAAAAUCAACACAAGUAGACCGUCUAGUCCAGCGUCUAGAACGCCAGGGCCAUAGAGCGCGUCUGCAAAAAUUCCCUGAAAGAACGACGCAGAUAGGGAAAAUGAUCGACGCCUAUCUGCAAUCCAAAACUGAAAUAGAUGACCAUGCUAUCCACCUUCUCUUCAGCGCUAACCGAUGGGAGUGCUCAGCAGCCAUCAGGAGAGAUCUAGCCAAUGGCAUAACUGUCAUCGCUGACCGUUAUGCGUUCUCGGGUAUAGCUUUUUCAGCCGCCAAGGGUCUGCCUUUUGAUUUCUGCUUGCACCCAGAUGCGGGACUCCCUCUUCCGGACGUAACACUAUAUCUCACCUUGCCUCCAGAAACAGCCGCCAAGCGUUCCGCAUAUGGUGAAGAACGCUAUGAGUCUGUUUCGAUUCAGCAAGCCGUCCGACAACAGUUCAAACUUGUUGCCAAUGAAAUUAAAAAACGACAUGGCGCUGACAAAUGGAUUGAGAUUGAAGCUGAUGGGACAUUCGAGGACGUUGAAGAACGAAUAUGGUCGCAGAUAAGUGAUGUUGUGGAAUAUUCAAACGGAAAUAUUGGGGAUCUUUGGUCAAGAUAGUUGAAAUCAUUUACAGCAAAACAUCGAUUUGUUCUGUUUGAGCCAUAGCAAUAUGCUUCUGUUUUGUUGUACUUUCCAUAGCCUAUCGCUUCUUAUGGCUUCUUCAAACAUCAAUAACCAACCCAUUCUUUCAUUUUUGUAUGGAGAAGAAGAAGGCGAAUAGGGACAUGCUUGUUAUUAUUGCGUGUGAUAAAUAUCGAAUUAAUUCUUUAUUAUCAUAAUCUUGAGCUUGUAUAGACUGUAAAGACAGUUGCGUGAUGACGA